AUGAGAUCAACAGCCAGUCCAUUAUUCAUUUUGGUGUUGCUAAUUCUAGUCCAGAUCUGCGUAGGCUUACGCCUGCCGCCGCAAAUAAACUCACUCUCGAGCGGCCACCAUUUGGAGGAAGGCCAAAACCUAAUUAUCUCUCCUGCAUCCGCAGUACUUUCUCUAGUGGCGCUGUAUCUGUGCAGCAGUGGGAAGCUAAAUGAGCAACUGAGGAAUCUGUUGUGGCUCAGCGAGUCUGAGAAUGAUGUGAGAGACACUUUUAAGUCCAUUCUACAUGACCACACAAACAGAGGAUUCGAGCUACUCUUAGCGAACAAAAUAUACCUUUCAUCGGCCCACCCCGUCUUGCCAAGUUUUAGGGAACUCUUAACUAGCACCCUGAAUGCAAACGUCGAUAAUAUUGACUUCAAGGACAGUGAAGCUGCUACCGACAAUAUCAAUCAAUGGGUGGCCUUGCAAACCAAAAACAAAGUUCUAAACCUGAUCCAAAAUGUGCCGCCUAAAACAGCAUUUAUAUUUGUAAAUGCAUUGCAUUUGAGAGCCACAUGGGACCAGCCCUUCAAUAGAAAUCGCACCUCUGAGAAAAAGUUCCAUAUGACCCACACAAAGACCGUGAACGUGAAUAUGAUGCAUCUGGAAGCCGAAGUUCCCUAUGGCCAUCUAUCUGCAAUUGAGGCGGAAGUCCUUCAACUGCGCUUUAGAAAUUCAUGCUUGUCCAUGUACAUAUUGUUGCCUGAUAGGCUGGAAGACCUGCAAAAGUUGGUCAAAAGGAUGUCACAAUUCGAUGCCAUGAGCUUGCCCAAGCACUUGGUUAAUACCCGCAUGAGCAUUACUAUACCAAAGUUUAACAUCGACAGCAGUCAUAAUCUCAUACCACCCCUUGCCUCCUUGGGUCUGACGGACAUUUUCGUAAGCCAUCGCUACCCUAAAUUAACGAGUUCAACGGUUCCCAUCAAGGUAGACCAAAUCCAUCAAAAGGCUGUGAUUAAAGUCAAUGAAAUUGGCGUUGAAGCCUCGGCAGCCACAGGAAUCGUGACGAAGCAUCCUGUCGCAAUUGAAUGUAAGAAGUUUUUUGUAGCGAAUCGUCCAUUUGCCUUUUAUAUUCAGGACAAGAACAUUGUCUAUUUUCAUGGAUUUGUGCAAGGUUUUCCUACUCGAAACGGCCACAGCUCUCAAACGACCGAGGAGCUACGCAGAAAGAACUCUUUACUCAAAGCAGCUGGAGACAAUGACUAGUAAUAUAUUUAAGACUUAUAAGUAUUUACGAGCUGUGUUUUCAAAAUUUAUCUUUAGCUGAAAAGCCAAUCAUGUCAUCUAAAUAACACCUUAAUAAGCAUGUAAAUUCAAAGCUGAAAAAUAUAUAUUCCUCGAAUUUAAAAUCAAA
Scaptodrosophila lebanonensis is the source of this 1384-nucleotide messenger RNA. RefSeq names its product antichymotrypsin-2-like. Gene Ontology annotation, molecular function: serine-type endopeptidase inhibitor activity. The record is from RefSeq and is a predicted model, not a curated record. Lineage: Eukaryota; Metazoa; Arthropoda; Insecta; Diptera; Drosophilidae. The transcript is spliced from 3 exons. Bases 1 to 1236 code for a protein of 411 amino acids.